CCAUUUUCACGCCCACCAACCCCCCGUAACGGGAAGCCCACCUCCCGGCUUUAACUGACGCCAAAACGGGCGAACUGAAGCGGAGGAGACUGGAUGCGGCCGGCCCCUGACGUCAGGAUGCCGGGGGAGGAGUGACUUUAUGCUGCUGGUGCAGCGGGGAAUGACACGGGGGUUAGCGGAGCGGUGCGGAGCCGGCGCGGGUAGGGCGAUCUCCCAGCCGCUUUUAUUAUAAGGGCUUAUUAUAAGGGAAACCGAAGAAAUGCAGACGAUGAGGAGUAAGGACUGAGCGGACGGUGGUGCCAUAGCAGCAGUCCUCCUGACGUUCCCACUCCUCCUCGCAGGAGUGUGGUGUGAGGCACUUGGGCGUCAGCAAGCAGAAGCGCGUCCACACUUGGGUGUCUGGGGAAGGAGUUUCGUGCCGAAGAGAUGCCGAUCGGCGUCACACUGACACUAACAGCCAUUCCCAGAUGAGCACCUAAAGCCUGGCGGCUACAUCGGUUUCCGUUGCGCCCUGGGCGCCCCAUCCAUAUGAUCACAUGACCCUGGAUAUGGACGCGGUCCUGUCACACUUUGUUCGGUCCACUGGGGCAGAACCUGGUCUGGCAAGAGACCUGCUGGAAGGGAAAAACUGGGACCUGAGCGCUGCCCUCGGUGACUACGAGCAGCUGCGGCAGGUCCACACGGCCAACCUCCCCCACGUGUUUAACGAGGGCCGUUACCAGAAGGCGGGAGAGCGGGACACGCCUCAGCACCAGAGCAAGCCGGAGCGGCCAUGCAUGCCCAAGCAUGAGGAUGGGAUGCAAGAGAAACGCCUCACGCGGGGCAUCUCCCAUGCCAGCUCGGCCAUCGUGUCCUUGGCGCGCUCACACGUGGCUGGCGAGUGCGGCGGCAGUGAGCAGCUGCCCCUGGAGAUGCCCAUUUACACAUUCCAGCUGCCCGACCUCAGCGUCUACAGCGAGGACUUCCGGAGCUUCAUCGAGUGGGACCUCAUCGAGCAGUCCACCAUGGUGGCCCUGGAGCAAGCUGGUCGCCUGAACUGGUGGUCCACCAUGGGCGCCAGCUGCAAACGCCUGCUCCCACUCACCACCACCGGCGACGGAAACUGUCUCCUGCACGCCGCCUCCUUGGGAAUGUGGGGCUUCCACGACAGAGACCUGGUGCUCAGGAAGUCCCUGUACGCCAUGAUGAAGAGCGGCGCCGAGAGGAACGCCCUGAAGAGGAGGUGGAGGUGGCAGCAGACGCAGCAGAACAAGGAGUCGGGGCUGGUGUACACGGAGGAGGAGUGGGAGAGGGAGUGGAGCGAGCUGCUGAGGUUGGCGUCCAGUGAGCCGCGAGCACAUGUCAACAAAAGUGACGGCAUGACUGGAGGGGUGGAUAACUCAGAAGAGCCUGUGUACGAGAGCCUGGAAGAAUUUCACGUCUUCGUACUGGCGCACGUGCUACGACGACCCAUCGUGGUGGUGGCUGACACCAUGCUAAGAGACUCUGGAGGAGAAGCGUUUGCUCCCAUCCCCUUUGGGGGGCUCUACCUCCCCCUGGAGGUUCCUCCAAACCAGUGCCACUGCUCCCCGCUGGUACUGGCCUACGACCAGGCCCACUUCUCCGCCCUGGUGUCCAUGGAGCAGAAGGAGCAACAGCGAGAGCAAGCUGUUAUUCCCCUGACUGACUCAGAGCACAAGCUGCUGGCUCUCCACUUCGCUGUGGACCCUGGGCAGGACUGGGUGUGGGGGAAGGACGAUGGAGACAGCAGCAAGCUUGCCAAUCUCAUCCUGUCUUUGGAAGCCAAACUCAACCUUCUGCACAGCUACAUGAAUGUAACAUGGAUCCGAAUUCCAUCAGAAACAAGGGCUCCCCUGGCCCAGCCGGAGUCUCCCACAGCCUCGGCCGGAGAGGACGUGCAGUCACUGGCAGAGUCCGCCGACUCGGACCGCGACUCCAUCUGCAGCAACUCCAACGUCAACAACAGCAAAUCCGGCAAGGAGAAGGACAAGCAGCACAAGGACAAGGAGAGGGAGAAGGAGAAGACACGGGUGGACUCGGUGGCCAACAGGCUAGGAAGCCUGAGCAGGACGCUGGGGAUUAAACUCAAGAAAAACAUGGGGGGGCUGGGGGGGCUGGUCCACAGCAAGAUCAGCAGGUCGAGCUCCACCAACGGGCGUAACACUGAGAAUGGCGAGAAGGUCCGCAAGAAGGACCUCAAAUCACAAAAAGGUAGCAAGGAAGAGUCGGGAAAUUCAACCACCACGUCCUCCUCAGAGAAGACCACCAGCCCCUCCCCCAUUGAGGGGCCACUGGGCUCCUCCCCCCCAGACAAACUUGGUAUGCUGGGCAGGCCCCUGGGCGACAAGGCGGCAGACCCAUGGAAGUACAGUGCUGACGUCAAGCUGAGCCUGAGCAUCCUGCGGGCGGCCAUGCUGGGUGAGCGCAAAUUCAUCCUGGCCGGGCUGCUGCUCACUAGCCGCCGGCACCAGUUCCACCAGGAGAUGAUCAACUUCUACCUGGCCAACGCCCAGGAGCGUUUCAGUGCCGAGCAGGAGCAGAAGAGGAAGGAGGCCGAGAGGAAAGCGCUGCCCAACGGCAUGGUGGCAAGGAAGCCUGAGCAGGAGAGCUUGCUCCAGAAGGACAAGCCUCACAGCUCACCAGAUGCAGUCUGCUCCCCCAUCCCACACCAAAGCCAUAACUCGCAGCCAGUCGUAAAGACGCAGGAGAGGAACAGUCCCACGCUGGCACCUCCUUGUAACGGUGCUAAAAAACCUGGGCCCAUCCCCGUGUCCGUUCACUACAGCCACACACCCCCAAUCCAGAGGCAUAGUGUCAUCCAUCUGCAGCCCAGCUCUCUCCCCAGUGAGCCCCGCAAGCCGGCCGCCCUCCCCAUUGAACCUCGCAAGCCAGCCGCCCUCCCUAUUGAACCUCGCAAGUUGGCCACCCUCCCCAGUGAGCCCCGCAAGCCGGCCGCCCUCCUCAUUGAACCUCGCAAGCUGGCCGCUUUCCCCAGUGAGCCCCGCAAGUUGGCCGCCCUCCCCAUUGAACCUCGCAAGCCAGCCGCCCUCCCUAGCGAGCCCCGCAAGCCAGCCGCCUUCCCCAUUGAACCUCGCAAGCCGGCCGCCCUCCCCAACGAGCUCCGCAAGCCGACACUGGGCAGCUUGAAGACAUGCGCCACCUACCCCCAGCAGAACCGCACGCUGUCCUCUCAGAGCCACAGCCCAAACCGGACGCCGGGGAACCACGUGCCGGGGGCCCGCACCAGUGACCCCUACAGCAUGCCUGGGGAGCACAAGUCCCACACGUAUACCAACGGCUUCGAGGCUGGCAAUAGCGGCGAGCCCCUGGACGAGGGUUCGCCCGCUCGGGCCUGGCCGAGCCGCGACAAGCCCAGAGGCCGCGGCACCGGCUGCGCGUUUUACUACCUGCAGCAGAAACGCUGCAAACGGGGGAACUGCUCCUUCUACGGAAGACCAGAAACCGAGAACUACUGCUCUUACUGCUACCGGGAGGAGCUGCGGCGCAGGGAGCGCGAUGGCAAGGCGCAGCGGCCCGGAUAGUGCUGGUGAGGCAGCCGCUGGUGCAGAAGACCUCAGCGAGGCCCUGGGGACACCGCAGCAGCCCGGCAUCCGGCUUCCUGCCUGUCCGGGAAGCCCCUCUGUGUUCUUGUGCCCGAUAACAAAGCGAACGUGGCUGAAAUCGGUUUACAGCUUUGGCCAGAGAUUUUUGUUGAUUUAUUUAUGACUCAGAUUACGAAUUUUAUAUAUUUUUUAAGUAAAAUCUUUUAUUCGAUGACGCAGGGGCCAUAUUACAGCAUCGUAUUGUUUGUCAAGCAUAUGUGCAACAACAUCACAAACACCUCCAUUUAGAACAGUUUAUUCAGAUGCAAUAUGACACAGCUGAAUGAUUUUGUUCGCAAAACUAAUUUAAUUAUGGAAGUAAGUUGCAUAGAGAGCAAAUAUAAAUGCGACAAGUUUUUUAAAAGCAAUAAGUUAUCUGGUGUCUUGAUGUCAAGUUUGUGUGAAGAUGUUUUUUGCCCUAUGCAUUAAUGUUUUCAGCAGAUAGCAUAUUUUGUCAUACCACAGUCAAGUAUGGGCGGUUUUAGUUGAAUACAAUUAAAAUCAGUUCAUGAGCA
Molecule: messenger RNA, 4117 nt
Organism: Brienomyrus brachyistius
Lineage: Eukaryota; Metazoa; Chordata; Actinopteri; Osteoglossiformes; Mormyridae
Product: OTU domain-containing protein 7A-like
Exons: 13
Coding region: 537-3542 (1001 amino acids)
Biological process (GO): protein K63-linked deubiquitination; protein K11-linked deubiquitination; protein deubiquitination involved in ubiquitin-dependent protein catabolic process
Cellular component (GO): nucleus; cytoplasm
Molecular function (GO): K63-linked polyubiquitin modification-dependent protein binding; zinc ion binding; DNA binding
Source: RefSeq, a predicted model, not a curated record